Molecule: messenger RNA, 1844 nt
Organism: Ipomoea nil (Japanese morning glory)
Lineage: Eukaryota; Viridiplantae; Streptophyta; Magnoliopsida; Solanales; Convolvulaceae
Product: protection of telomeres protein 1a-like
Exons: 10
Coding region: 135-1568 (477 amino acids)
Biological process (GO): regulation of telomere maintenance via telomerase; telomere capping
Cellular component (GO): chromosome, telomeric region; nuclear telomere cap complex
Molecular function (GO): telomerase inhibitor activity; G-rich strand telomeric DNA binding
Source: RefSeq, a predicted model, not a curated record
AUAUAGAAUUUAAGAAGCGAAACCCGAAUACGAAUCGGUCCUGCUCAGCAAAUUAUUUGCCCGCUCCAUUGAUUUCCCUCCUCGUCGAGUUAAGGGUUAAGUCUGGAACUCUUCAGAAACCAAAGAGAGCAAAAAUGGCGAGGAGUCACGAUGGCCAUAAGUUCCUUCAGAUAGUAGACGCCAUGGUUUCAAUCAACCAAAGAGUCAAUCUCAUUGGCGUCGUCACCGAGAGUGGCCUUCCAAAACAGUCCCGUGGCACUGAUUGUUUUGUUACGAUCAGGAUUAUUGAUGAAUCGCAGCCGAAGCAUGGAAUUUCAGUUAACUUCUUCACGGAGACAAUGGAGAUGCUACCUCGAAUGGCGACAGAAGGAGAUAUUAUUCAGCUUUGUCAUGUUGUGAUGAAAACUCAUGGACCUGAUGUUUAUGCUUUGUUCAACAAGAAGUUUUCAUCAUUUGCGUUAUAUGAAGGAAAAAACAGUACAAGCUUUACGCCUUACCAAUGUUCUGCUAAAUUUAAUGCCAGAGAACAAGAUAACAAAUUUAUACUGGGCCUUCGUCAGUGGUUGGCUGGUGAACAAAUUGAUGCAGGUGCUUCAGUGACAGGCUUGAUGACAGGGUCAACUGAAUUACUACAAUUGAAGGAGUUCAAGGAAGGUGUCCGCUUCAAUUUGGUUUGUAAGGUUCUUCAUGCAUGGGAAACUGAAAGAGAGGAGUUGAUGCUCUUUGUGUGGGAUGGUACUGACACUCCACCAAUUGCUAUAAAAUCCAACCUAGAAGACGAAAAGGAAAAUCCACUUCCUUUACAUUUGGAACCUAUUCCUUUAUCAAGAGAUGUUUUAUGUACCUUCCCAACGGUUGGAACUGUUUUAAGAGUGACUGUUGAUUCUAGCAAUGUAAAGUUUGGUCUCGACUGCAUUAAAACGGGUCGAUGGGUGAAAUUCUUAGGCUUGAGAUGUGAAGUUCGUUCCUCACUAUGGUGUGCUUUUCUAAUGCCAUUUACAAAAUUUUGCUACUUGUCUGAAGACAAUGCCCUUGUAGUACAGCGCAAAAGGAGUUACGAUGAUCGUUUUUAUUCAAAAUGGGGACAUAUGCCUCUAACAAGUUUUCCUUGGCAUUCUGGCAUGACAGGGACUUCAUGUCCUAAGAAUGUGCCCUUCGUCACUUUGAUGAAUGUUCUAACCUAUCCAGAGGUUACAUAUAAGUAUCGUUGUGUAGUUCGAGUAGUAGCAGCAUUACCAUGGCAAGUUUCAAAGUUCCGUUCACCUUCAGGAAUCUAUAGGAUCAGGUUGACACUAGAGGAUCCAACUGCCCGAAUCCAUGCUUUUCUAUACAAGGAUGAUGCGGAAGAGUUUUUUACUCAUUUUCCAUCACCCGAUGAUGUAUUAACAAGAAAGUGGAACUCGUUGCUUGGAAUUCCCAAGACCGGUGAUUAUAGUGCAAUAGGCAAUGCUUCCAGAAACCCGCCAUGGAUCGAGUGCUGCUUGAAAUCUUAUUACCUGGACAAGAAGGAUGCUUGGGGAACAAGGAACUAUCAGAUCUUCAUGACAACUCUCUUAGAACGGCCAUGAGCAGGUCAGCAAUUGUGAAUCCUAAUCUUUUGUGCAUCAAUUGUGACUGCUGCGCCAUCUGCAGUCUUUUUGUCGCUCAAACUCAAUGUGUAGAAGUAGACUUAGAUUGCCACCUCAUCUUUUGUUGGGUAUAGUAGCCCUAUGGCCUCAGUGAUCUUGGCACACACCCUAAGUUAUCAACUCUUUUGGUACAAUUAUUAGGUCAAACGAUAUCCGAGGUCCUUGUAUUAUAGUGUUUUUGUUCAAUUUAGUUUUUAUACAUUUUGUUCAAUUUAA